AUGCCCAAGCAAUUAUGCCAUCUAACAUAUAUUAAAAUUUUGGAUUUCUCUGUGAACAACAUCUCUGGAAGCAUACCCAAAUGCCUCAACAAUUUGACUACUUUGGCUCAAAAAGGAAAUCCAAGUCUAUCCAGCACACAUAUUUAUGGCGGAAGUAUAGUCAAUGAGUCAAUUUCUCCUACUGAUUAUGACAAUGAUGCAAGCUUCAUGUGGAAAGGAAGAAUGCAGACAUACAAAAGCACUUUGGGACUUGUGAAGAGAAUUGAUCUCUCAAGCAAUAGAUUAACAGGGAAGAUUCCAAGUGAAAUCACUCAUCUUGUUGGGUUGAUUUCUUUAAAUCUUUCGAGAAACCAGUUAACAGGUCAAAUAACUCCAGAGAUCGGAAACUUGGAGUUAUUGGAUUCACUUGAUUUAUCAAGAAACCAGAUAGAUGGAAGAAUUCCGACAAGCCUUGCUCGGAUAGAUCGUCUUGGUUUCUUAGACCUGUCAUAUAACAACUUGUCUGGCAAAAUACCCACAGGCACUCAGCUCCAAAGCUUCGAUCCCCUUGAUUAUGCUGAAAAUCCUCUACUCUGUGGACCUCCACUUAAAAAGAUGUGUGCUGAUGAAAAUGAGCCAACGAGAAAUGAAGAGGGUAAGGAUGAGUUUAUGACACUGGGAUUUUACAUCAGUAUGGGGAUUGGGUUUGCUGCUGGAUUUUGGGGAGUUUGCGGCACUUUGAUAUUCAACAAGUCAUGGAGAUACGCAUACUUCAAGUUCUUGAAUGAUUUAAAUUAUUGGCUUUAUGUGAGGACAGCUUUGAUCAAGCGGCAACUAAAGCUAGCACAUGCUUAA
Molecule: messenger RNA, 834 nt
Organism: Prunus avium (sweet cherry)
Lineage: Eukaryota; Viridiplantae; Streptophyta; Magnoliopsida; Rosales; Rosaceae
Source: RefSeq, a predicted model, not a curated record